Molecule: messenger RNA, 1428 nt
Organism: Closterium sp. NIES-67
Lineage: Eukaryota; Viridiplantae; Streptophyta; Zygnematophyceae; Desmidiales; Closteriaceae
Source: the annotation of a GenBank genome assembly
GCCUGCAGCCCCACCAGCACUUCCUUCCUUGUGCCUGACGCUAGGAGGCUCUUAGGGUCACCCUCAGGCAAAUCCUCCAUGCACUUCGUUUCAUGUAAGAGGUAGUUUCCGAAUGUAGUUUUUUAGCGGAGCUCGCUCGUCUGCUAUCGCGCCAGCCAUCAGAAGUGUCAGCUAAGCCGGGAAGCGUCAUACUCAGCGACCCUUGACCUUAGUGAGGCAUCUUUUAGUGGGGCAUCUUUUAGUGGGGCAUCGUCUCGUCGCCCGAAGCCUGGGUCUCUGGCGGUCUUCGGUCUGCUUCCUCGCAGACUGCUCCAGCCGCAACGAACGCUGGCACGCCGUUCUUAUCACCAUAUUUUCCGAGGCCCGGCUUGUACUAAGCUGCUUACGGGUGGAUCCGCAGCGCGGGAGAAUUCGUGAACGGGUGGCCGUGACUCCCGACUGCCAGCAGCACCGAUUUCCGAGGCUAGCAGCGCGCCAAUGGCCCUGUUCAGCUCGGGGGUACCGCUGCAAGGAGGGGGGGUGGGCCUUCAGAUUCUUCUGGCUGCCAGCUCAUCAUCCAUCGUCAUCCGAGCCGCCAAUCUGGUGGUGGGCGUGGGCUUCCCUGUCUUCCGCUCCUUCAAGGCCAUUGAGGAGGGCUCUCAGGCGGAUAGGAACAGAUGCCUCGCAUACUGGUCGGUGUACGGUUGCUUCCGAGUUGUGGAGACAAUCACGGAUAAGAUCAUAUCGUGGCUGCCCUUCUACCAGCACGUGAAGCUGCUCUUCCUCCUCUGGCUGCAGCUGCCCUCCACCUCCUCCUCCCGUCCAGCCACGGGGGCAGGUCGCCUGUACGCAAGCCACUUGAGGCCGUUGCUGCUGCGCUACCGGCGGCACAUCGAUACUUGGCUCAUGAGGAUAGACCGGUGCAUGGCCUCGUGGUUCCACGCCCACCAGGAGGAGCUCGCAGCUGCAGCGCGCAUGGCACAGUCUGCAACCCGGGCAGCGCUCGCUGCUGUGGAUUCGGCCGUCACUUCAGCUGCUGCCGCUCUCCCACCCCCUGCUGCUGACGGCCAUCCUGCUGCCACGUCAGCCGCAGAUGCUGAUGGAAGAAAUGAUGUCACUGAUGAUGUCAUUGAUAGCGGUGCCAGCAGGGAUGCUGAGCUGGAUGAUGUGGCAGGUGGAGGGGGAUCGGGAGGAGGGGGAGGAGGAGGGGGAGGAGGGAGAAGGUGAGGGAGAAAGCAAGGGGAGGAAGGGGAAAGCAGGGAUGGCUGAAGUUGAAGAAUAGAGGAAAGAAGAAAGGCAUAGGGCAUGUCGUUCCAAAUGUGAUUGAUGCUAUACAGUGUCGUGCAUUGUUCUAUCAAUGUUGUCGCACCUCGGAGUUGUUUGCUGCUAUAUCUGUAAAUAUGAGGACGCGCUUGUUUCUUUCCAUGUACAUAAACACCUUUUGAGCGC